AUGAGUAUCGAUAGCAGAAGUCCAUUGAGGAAAGACACCGUAUCUAUGGUGUUGGUCGGUAUGAUAGGAAGCGGUAAAAGUUCAACUGGCAACAACAUACUCGGCGUGGAAAGAUUCCGAAGUCGGCGUUCAUUGGUGUCUAUCACGCAAGAAACAGAUUGGGGAACAAACAUCGGUGAAAAUAACUUGAUCGUCAUCGACACCCCGCCUAUACUUCUACGCGAUGGCAGCACUAAUAGAGGGAAGGGUGGUCCAACUCCGAAGUCUGUGGCUCUAGAAAUCAGCAAGUGUACCGAAAUCGCCAACAUGGAAGGUGGUGGACUGGAUGCCAUUAUUCUGACGUUCAACAUCAAUGAUAGGCUCACGCCAGAACAUCAGAAAUGUCUGAGGGAUCUGGAACUAAUUUUUGGACCGGACAUUCAUCGAUAUUUGAUCGUUCUAUUUACAAGGGAAGAUCAGUUAUCGGACGACGGUGUUUCUUUGACAGAUUUUCUGCUAGACACUCCUGAAUUUUUAAGAAAUUUGCUUUAUAAGUGCGGUAACAGAGUAUUAGCGUUUGAUAACAAGACAAAAGAUAAAAACACUCGACAAACUCAGAUAAGUUCGUUGAUGAGUAUGAUUCACGUGAUGAAGAAGAAAAAUAACAAUAAACCAUACGACACUGAUAUAAGGAAGAACGUUGUUGCGAUGUACAGUAGCCGGAAUGAGUUGAGCCCUGGCUGCUUUGCGUGUUGCCAACAGUGUGUUAUUAUAUGAUUACAAAACACUUCGAGAUUGCUUGGAAUACUACUACUGCAUUUCAGUUCAAAUAUUUUGUUUUGCUUACCAAUGAUAUUUCGAUAUUUGCUUCACAUGAAUGUAAAUUCAGUAUAUGUUUACCUAAACACCAAACCCGUGCCACUGCUGUGAUAUUAUCAUGUCCAAUUAUCAAGACAUAUAAAAGUUACACAUUAUAUAUUAACCAACUUAUUCAAGAUUUAGUCAAAUCUCCAGCUAGUAAAAUAUUGGUUUUAAAUAUG
This is a messenger RNA of Saccoglossus kowalevskii, 1019 nucleotides long. RefSeq lists its product as uncharacterized. Gene Ontology annotation, molecular function: GTP binding. The record is from RefSeq and is a predicted model, not a curated record. NCBI's taxonomy places the organism in Eukaryota, Metazoa, Hemichordata, Enteropneusta, Harrimaniidae.